AUGCCUCCUACACCUGCAGUUGGAGAGUUUGCAAAAGCUCCUCCCAAUGCCAGCAGAAGUCCCUGCCCCGUCGUCAAUGCUCUCGCAAACCAUGGCUAUCUUGAGCGCAGCGGCCGCGGCAUUUUCAUGGAUGAUCUCAACGCCUCAAUGAAACACGUCGGCAUGAGUCCUCUUCUCGGCUCUGUCUUUGCCAUCCCCACCUACUUUGAGUACCAAAACCCAGCCAAGGCAUACAUGAAAAAGCCUGUUGGCACAUGGCAGAGGAUCUGGUCCCUCAUCAAGAACCCCUACUCCUUCUUUGACUAUUUCGGCUGCUGGAAUUCGAAGCAGAUCACUGAUGGAAAGAAGUAUCUCAAUCUUGAGAAUCUUGCUUCUCACGGCGCUAUUGAGCACGACAUCUCUCUAUCAAGACGGGACAUUGCUCAGAAGCAGGGAAACAAUGAUCCUCAACAGGACUUGAUUGAAGAGAUGCUGGAAUAUUCUUAUGAUGGUGAAACUCUCACCAUUCCAGAUCUUGCCCAGUUCAUCAAGGCUCGUAUCUCACGGCAGCUGGAGGAUAAUCCAGAGUUGGUUUAUGGACCAGCUGAACAUCAGGUCAAUUGCGGACAGCUCGCACUGAUGAUGGGCUGUUUUGGAGAUGGAAAGACGAUUCCAGUCAAGUAUGUCAGAGCUAUCUUUGAAGACGAGAGACUGCCUAUUGAGGAAGGCUGGAAGAGGCGAUCGUGGUGGACAAUGGGUCUUGUUGAGUUCUUUGGUGCUGUCAAGAACUUGGUCAAUGCUGUUGGUGUGCAGUUCUAG
Fusarium tjaetaba is the source of this 798-nucleotide messenger RNA. Its product is annotated as chloroperoxidase. The transcript has a single exon. The record is from RefSeq and is a predicted model, not a curated record. Bases 1 to 798 code for a protein of 265 amino acids. Gene Ontology annotation, molecular function: peroxidase activity. NCBI's taxonomy places the organism in Eukaryota, Fungi, Ascomycota, Sordariomycetes, Hypocreales, Nectriaceae.